Adineta ricciae is the source of this 234-nucleotide messenger RNA. NCBI's taxonomy places the organism in Eukaryota, Metazoa, Rotifera, Eurotatoria, Adinetida, Adinetidae. The record is from the annotation of a GenBank genome assembly.
AUGGAUAGUGUACGGAAAACAAUUCGUGACAUAAUAGCACGUUUUCCGUUAAAACCUCCGCCAACGUCGAAUAGAACUUUAGCUUGUAACAAGCAAUCAAAAGCUGAUGUUAAUAAGCUGCCAAUACCUGCACAAGCAUGUCAACCACUUAGAAUUGAUGUUGUCGAUAUAGUUCAAUCGAAUUUAAAUAAAUCACGAACACUCGACACACCAAAUUUUUAUUCAAAACAAUGA